Molecule: messenger RNA, 1585 nt
Organism: Zymoseptoria tritici IPO323
Lineage: Eukaryota; Fungi; Ascomycota; Dothideomycetes; Mycosphaerellales; Mycosphaerellaceae
Gene: PDO
Product: protein disulfide with oxidoreductase activity
Exons: 5
Coding region: 122-1585 (487 amino acids)
Biological process (GO): glutathione metabolic process
Cellular component (GO): mitochondrion; peroxisome
Molecular function (GO): glutathione transferase activity; glutathione peroxidase activity
Source: RefSeq, a predicted model, not a curated record
GCUAUGAGACUCUAUUGACGUACGGUCAUUCAGAUCUGAUAUACUGAUCAAAACAAUCAAAGAAGUACCUCAUAGUCCGAUCAGCGCCGAGACUUCACCGGCAAUUCAUCGAAUAUCAACCAUGGCUUCCAGAAGCCAAGGCCACAUCAUUGAGUUCCACUACGAUAUCUCCUGUCCAUUUGCCUAUAUCGCCUCCACGAAAAUCGAAGCCCUCGCGACCCGAACCGGAGCCCGUAUCAUAUGGCGUCCCGUGCUACUCGGCGCCAUCUACCGCGCCACUUCCGCUCCGCAAGGCGCCGGUGGUUCGGCCUCCGACGUCUUCAACGUGACAAAGAAAGAGGUCUCCAACGCCGCUUUCCAGCGGACUAUCAGGCGACAUGGAAUUCCUCAUCGCCAACCACCUCGGCACCCGAUGAAGACGACCGCUGCGUUGAGGUUGUUGUAUUUCGUGGAUGAGGUUGACAGACCGGCGUUGACGCAUGCUUUGUUUCGAGCUUAUUGGGUGGAGGGAAAGGAGAUUGGAGAGAAGGCGACUCUGAUUGGGGCUGUGAGGAGUGCCGGAGUUGGAGAGGCGGAGAGGAUUGUUGAAGCGGUUGAGAGUGGGAGCUUUGAGGGACAGAAGGAGAGGAAGUUGCUUGAGGAGGCAACGAAUGACGCUGUUCAAAGAGGGAGCCCCGGCGUUCCUGGGUUCUGGAUCCCGGAGCAGAAGCGCCUGUACUGGGGUCAAGAUCGAAUGCAUCUGGUCGAAGCGGCGAUACAGGCUCUCAAUGAAGGUCAUGAUCCGUUCGAGAUCAGCAAGAUCUCGAAACCGUUGCAGAGCUUGUUGCCGAGAGCGAAGAGGGCUACGAUUCCGAAAGGAGAGGAAGUCAAAGUCGAGUUCUGGUACGACUUCAGUUCGCCUUGGGCGUUCCUGGGCUGGACGCAGUUGCCGAGACUACAGCGACAGUUCGGAUCGAGGCUGCAGAUUGACAUGAAGCCUUUCCUGCUGGGUAUCUUGUUUAGAGAAAUCGGUGCACCGAAUACUCCUUUAGCUGCGAUAUCCGAGCAGAAACGGAAUUAUAUGAACGAAGACCACAAGGACUGGUGUCGAUGGUGGAAUGCCGUGAAUGCGCAAACCGGCAACCACGACAAAAACAUCGACUUCUACUGGGCGGACAACUUCCCGAUUCGCACACCGACGUUGCUACGGAUAGCUUUGGUCGAGCCACGUUUGACGACAGCACUCUAUCGAGCCUGCUGGGAACGAAACCUCGACAUGUCGGACGACGACGUGGUCGCCAAAGUUAUCGACCAAGCGGGUUCCGACGGCAAAGCUCUGAUUGCGAAGUCCAACGAAGCAGAGUACAAGUCCGAACUGCGAACUCGGACCAAACAGGCGAAGGAUGCUGGGAUGUGUGGUGUACCAACGUACAGAGUCUAUCGUCGGAGAGAAGGGCAGGGCGAGGAGGCUUGGAAACAGACGGGAGGACUGGUCUGGGGACAGGACGAGCUAGCUGUGGUGGAGGACUUGAUCGCUGGCUGGGACGGAGACAGCGUUGCUACUGUCGAUGAGGUCGGGUUAAGAAAUGGUCCAAGCAGGCUGUAA